UACCUGGCAUCACCGGUUCUAUGGACGCUGCCAUAUUGGCAUAGUGUUGUUCUAGAAUAGUCCUUGUUCAUGUGCUAACCGGUUGGGGAUUCAAUCCGUUUCCAUCUUAUUUUGAAACACACAAUCUACUGUUCAAGAUGCCUCAGAUAGUUGCAGCAGGAGGUAGCGGUGAUUCCGCGAGUAAAUCUGAGUACAAAGACAAGGAUAAACCAACUCAGAUCCGAUACAGCAACAUCACCGCCGCGAAAGCUGUUGCUGAUGCUAUUCGCACCAGCCUUGGACCAAGAGGGAUGGAUAAAAUGAUCCAAGCUUCCAAUGGAGAUGUCACGAUCACCAAUGAUGGAGCGACAAUCUUGAAACAGAUGCAGGUCUUGCAUCCAGCUGCCAAGAUGCUGGUUGAGCUGUCUAAGGCUCAGGAUGUUGAAGCUGGAGACGGAACCACUUCAGUUGUUGUAUUGGCUGGAAGUUUACUUGAUGCCAGCUCCAAUCUUCUUGAGAGGGGCAUUCACCCAACUGCUGUCUCCGAGUCAUUCCAGCGAGCUGCUGUGAAAGCCACAGAAAUCCUGGAGUCCAUGGUCACACCUUUAGAUUUGAAUGACAGAGAGUCAUUAUUGAAAAGUGCUUCCACAUCUCUCAACUCAAAGGUCGUUUCACAGUACUCUUCAAUCCUCUCCCCAAUUGCUGUUGAUGCUGUAAUGAAGGUUAUAGAUCCAGCAACUGCUAAAAAUGUUGAUCUCCAAGACAUCAAAAUUGUCAAAAAGUUGGGUGGAACCGUUGAGGACACAGAACUGAUUGACGGACUGGUCUUCACAAGCAGAACCUCUGGGGCAGGAGGACCCAACAAAGUAGAGAAGGCAAGGAUUGGUCUCAUCCAGUUCUGCAUUUCCCCUCCAAAGACUGAUAUGGACAAUCAAGUCAUCGUGUCAGACUACGCCCAGAUGGACAGAGUGCUGCGAGAAGAAAGAGCAUACAUCCUGGAUAUUGUGAAAAAGAUCAAAAAGGCCAACUGCAAUGUCCUGCUCAUUCAAAAAUCUAUUCUCAGGGAUGCUGUGUCUGAUCUCGCUUUGCAUUUCCUGGCCAAGAUGAAAAUUUUGGUUGUCAAGGAUGUGGAGAGAGAUGAUGUGGAAUUUGUAUGUAAGACUAUCGGCUGUCGCCCAAUCGCCAGUGUUGACCACUUCACCCCAGAGAAUCUCGGAACAGCAGAAUUGGUAGAAGAGGUACAGACCGGAAGCAGCAAAAUUGUGAAGAUGACGGGAAUCCAAGUUCCAGGCCAGACUGUGACUGUCCUCAUCAGAGGCUCCAACAAGCUGGUGCUUGAGGAGGCUGACCGUUCUCUCCAUGACGCUCUGUGUGUCAUCAGAUGUCUUGUCAAGAAAAGGGCACUGAUUGCUGGCGGUGGAGCACCUGAGAUUGAACUGUCAAUGAAGUUGAUGGAAUACGCCAACUCUCUGAGUGGCGUGGAGCAGUACUGUUUCCGUAGCUUCGCCGAAGCCUUGGAAGUGAUCCCUUUCACUUUGGCGGAGAAUGCUGGGCUCAACCCCAUUGCUACAGUCACAGAGCUGAGGACGAAACAUGCAAGUGGGGAAAGAACUGCUGGUAUCAAUGUGCGCAAGGGUGCGAUCACAAAUAUCUUGGAGGAGAAUGUAGUACAGCCUUUGUUGGUCUCCAUCAGUGCCAUUCAGUUGGCAGCUGAGACUGUUCGCAGUAUCCUCAAGAUUGAUGACAUUGUAAAUUGUAUGAGGAACUGAAGAAGGAGUGUGAUAAACCUGAUCAUCUCACCUCAUUUCUUAACUGACGCUCAUCAGCCUAUGUCACUCUUCAUCUGGAUUUGUAUAUUGACUUAGGAGUAUCUGGAACAAAUGAGUAAUUUUAGAGCAACAGAUGUCCACGUGCCCAGCUUCCUCGUAGUGUAUGGAGUUUGCCUAUGCACAGAAAUAUGCCUAAUUGGAUGGUUUUUUUACGCUCAUUGUUCAUUCUGUGAUGUGUGCUAUUGGUUUGCAUCGUUUUUUUUAGUCAUUAUUUAAAAUAAACCAUUGUGACUUCUUUUUUUUUCAAAA
This is a messenger RNA of Aplysia californica (California sea hare), 2057 nucleotides long. RefSeq names its product T-complex protein 1 subunit delta. Gene Ontology annotation, molecular function: ATP hydrolysis activity; ATP-dependent protein folding chaperone; ATP binding. Gene Ontology annotation, biological process: protein folding. NCBI's taxonomy places the organism in Eukaryota, Metazoa, Mollusca, Gastropoda, Aplysiida, Aplysiidae. The transcript has 14 exons. Gene Ontology annotation, cellular component: chaperonin-containing T-complex. Bases 138 to 1748 code for a protein of 536 amino acids. The record is from RefSeq and is a predicted model, not a curated record.